AUGCUCAUCUGCACCGUCAUCAUCGUCAUCAUUUUGAACCAUAUGUAUCGAUGUUGGCCCGAUCUGGAGAUUUAUGACACGCUCUGUGCAUAUGUUUGCGCGCAGGCGUGCCAUGAUGGAGUAGACAUCCUCCCAGGUAGUGCAGUGACAACUUUCAUGACCACAAUUGGCGGGCCAUUCAAGGUUGUGCAAGUGAAAGGAAGAGGUGGGAUAUCGAAGUUCACUGUACCUGAGCCGUGGGACACGAUCGGCCUUCUUGGUUCUGGCGCGUAUGCGACGGUGGCGGCGUUCCGGAUUGGCCAGCACGAUCGUUACGCGGUGAAAAAAAUCGAGAGGGUGUUCGACCACCCAGUAUUGGCGCUCAGGACUCUUCGCGAGGUGAAAUUGCUCCAGCACUUCCAGCACCCCAACAUCCUGAAUCUCCGCCAGUUCUACGUUGAUGGUCCAGACUUCAAGGACACAUACCUGUGUUUGGAGAUGAUGGACAGCGACUUGCACAGUCUCAUCUCGAUGAUCCUCAGGACAUCUGCUAGCACAGCGUGUGUCACCCCAGUAGCAUGUAGCCUGUGUCGAAGGGCGUCAGUUCCGAGGUGGGGAUUUAUCAUCAUCCACCGCCUGCCGAGCUCCCCGAAGACCGAUCCCCCAGGCGGCGGUUGUAGAUAUAUUCCCGCCUCGCAUGGGUGGACAAGCGCACAUUGGCGUUGGCCCACGCUCUGA
Molecule: messenger RNA, 717 nt
Organism: Prorocentrum cordatum
Lineage: Eukaryota; Dinophyceae; Prorocentrales; Prorocentraceae
Source: the annotation of a GenBank genome assembly